Messenger RNA from Tigriopus californicus, 1811 nucleotides. RefSeq names its product probable actin-related protein 2/3 complex subunit 2 (gene Arpc2). Gene Ontology annotation, molecular function: actin filament binding; structural constituent of cytoskeleton. The record is from RefSeq and is a predicted model, not a curated record. Gene Ontology annotation, cellular component: actin cytoskeleton; Arp2/3 protein complex. The transcript is spliced from 2 exons. Gene Ontology annotation, biological process: actin filament polymerization; Arp2/3 complex-mediated actin nucleation. Bases 496 to 1437 code for a protein of 313 amino acids. Lineage: Eukaryota; Metazoa; Arthropoda; Copepoda; Harpacticoida; Harpacticidae.
AAUCGAAUUCAAGCAGAUACCGUGGAGUGUAUUAGACUGUGAAGCCGCCAGCUUAGAGAUACCAAACCCCACCAUCGGUGAGGAGAACCUCAAAGAAAAAGAAGAAGAGGAGGAGGUGGUGGACGAGGACAAGCCGGACAAGCUGCUGCCAAAGGAAGGAGCGAAGAUAUCUUGCCCUUCGAGGUAGGAGGUGCCGAUUGCGUGUGGUGAGUCGGCCUCCUACAUACUCUCUUGUGACACGAGAUAGUAAAACAUACAAUCACAUUUGAAUACUGAUUACAGAGCGCAGAGACACAUCCACCCACCCAUCCGCUCAUCUACUCAUCCGUUCGUUCUCUCGUUCUGUCGCUCUCAUCAAGAACUUCCUGUCGUGAAAUUCAAGUCCAAAGCCGCGAUGAGAAGUCCACCGUGAUUGAUAACGACGGAUGUGUUCUUGUAUAGACAGCUGAGAUCUGCUAAUAGUUCGAAGACAUCACCCCAAUUGAUUCAGGCAUCAUGAUUCUUUUGGAAGUGAACAAUCGUAUUGUGGAAGAGACGCUAAAGCUGAAAAUCAAAAAUGUACUAGAUGGCCAAAAACCCGAGGGUUUGAUGCUGACUCUGGCCGAUUUUGACGGUGUCCAGUACCGGUUAUCCAAUCCGGGCUCCAAUCCCGAUAAAACCAAGAUUCAUGUUAGCAUCGCGCUCAAAUUCUUCAAGGAUCUCCAAAGUCAUGGUGCUGAUGAAUUACUCCAGAAGAUUUACGGGCCCAUCCUGGUGAGCUCCUCGCCCGAGGGGUUUGAUGUCACGGUUGAAGUGGAUUUGACCAAUAUCCCAGACGAUUGGGAGGCUAUGGUGGCCAAAAUUGGAUUGCUGAAGCGACAUUGCUUUGCCGCUGUGUUCGAGAGAUACUUCGAGUUCCAAGAAAUGCAAGCCAAGGAAGAGAAGGUGGACGAAGAGGCGCAUAAAACGGCCAUCAUUCAUUAUCGAGAUGAUGAAACCUUGUUUGUGGAGGCCAAGUCAGAUCGUGUGACGGUGGUGUUCUCCACCAUAUUCAAAGAUGACGAUGACAUUGUACUCGGCAAGGUAUUCCUCCAGGAGUUUAAAGAGGGUCGACGAGCCUCGGCUACGGCUCCGCAAGUACUCUUUAGUCGUGAUCCUCCUCGGGGAUUAGCCGAAACGGAUGCUCGCGUUGGAGAGGGUGUUGGGUACAUUACCUUCGUACUUUUCCCAAGACACACGUCGAAAGAGGUUCGCGACAACACGAUUGAUUUGAUCCAUCUGUUCCGUAAUUACCUUCACUAUCACAUCAAGUGUUCCAAGGCGUACAUUCAUUCUCGUAUGCGGGCCAAGACUGCGGCUUUUCUGAAGGUGCUUAAUCGAGCCAAACCUGAGCCCAAAUCCAACCCAAGAAAUGUGGUCCCGGUAAAUAGCGACUCGAUUCGGUCUCUACUGCCAUAGUUAAUUACUGAUCAAAUGAAGGUUCACGGAUCCCCCAAAAGUGUUGUGCGCCUUGGGCUCUGAUUGCAACCCUCUGCUUCUAAUGAUGGACUAAUCUGAUAAUCAUUUUGUUAAUUACGGGAUGUGCCCUUCGGCGUACAAAAAAGCAAUCGCAACUAUUCCAUCUUGGUGCAUUUGAGCUUGUCUUCUUCGUGUGGAUUGACAAAGAACGUCUGGAAGCUUUGUCGGGACUAAUUCUACGAUUGAUUUUUUAUAUAUAUUUAUUUUCUCUCCUUGCUUUCUGAUCCAAUUACCAAGCAAAGAAGAAUCAUUUUGGCUCGUUAGCCGCGCAAAGAACAUGAGAACAAUAAAAGAUGUUUUCCAUACGAAGGAAA